AUGAAUACAUUCACAGUAUCAUUUGCAGUUAUUCUAAGCAUGAAUCUUUUAUUAGUAAUUCCACAAUUAUAUGGUUUAAAUAUAAAUGGUAAUGGUGAACAAAUACGUUUACGUCGGGAUGCUCAUGCUGCUGCUUUAGAUGAUAAUCAACGUUUCUUAUUAGAUCCAUCAUUUAUGGCUCGUUUAGAAAAACGUGGCCGAUUUGUAUUUCGCGAUGCUCAACAUCAAGGAAUUAGUCAAGAUGAUGGUGAUGAUACAUGGGAUUAUAACAAUGGUUUAGAAAAAAGAAAUUGGCGAUUGUAG
Messenger RNA from Didymodactylos carnosus, 303 nucleotides. The record is from the annotation of a GenBank genome assembly. NCBI's taxonomy places the organism in Eukaryota, Metazoa, Rotifera, Eurotatoria, Philodinida, Philodinidae.